Molecule: messenger RNA, 1698 nt
Organism: Aspergillus homomorphus CBS 101889
Lineage: Eukaryota; Fungi; Ascomycota; Eurotiomycetes; Eurotiales; Aspergillaceae
Product: acyl-CoA carboxylase subunit beta
Exons: 3
Coding region: 1-1698 (565 amino acids)
Molecular function (GO): propionyl-CoA carboxylase activity
Source: RefSeq, a predicted model, not a curated record
AUGCCAGACGACAGCAAUGACAACGACACGAAAGAUACUCGACAAUCCUCGUCGUCCGCUUCGCAGCGCUUACGCCAGGUCGCAUCGCAUCUUCCAGCCGACUACUCGGAUGUGCUUGCUCAGAUCGAUACCCUCCGCGCAAUAGCGGCCACGCCGGAUACAUCCCGACGAGGGUAUAUCCGCCAGAAGCAGGCCGGCAAACUAUGGGUACGCGAGCGAUUGGAGGCCCUCCUCGAUCCCGGCAGUUUUCAAGAGAUAGGGUCUCUGUCAGGCACAGUAACGUGGGAGCAAACGGGACCAAUGCGCGAGAAGCCCGUGGCGUUUGUGCCGAGUAACAAUGUCCAAGGAAUGGGGCGGCUGCGUGGUCGCCGUGUGCUUUUAACGGCGGACGACUUCACUCUCCGUAGCGGGCAUGCGGAUGGCGCGUCGCACGAGAAGACCAUCUACCUUGAAAAGCUGGCACUUGCGCUGAAGCUGCCGAUGGUGAAGCUGGUUGACGGGAGCUCCGGCGGAGGAAGCGUCACGCUUAUUCGAACGGCGGGGUGGAGUUACUUGCCUUAUGUGUCGAUGUAUAAGUAUGUUGUGGAGCAGCUGAAUCAGGGGAUUCCGAACCUGGGCGCGGUUGUUGGUCCUGCUAUUGGUCUAGGGGCUGCGCGGGUUGUAUCCUGUCAUUUUUCCGUUAUGGCCGCAGACGUAGGCUCUCUCUUCAACGCAGGUCCGGAGGUAGUCAAGGGCGCGACGUUUGAGGAAGGACUCGAUUUUCAGACACUGGGCGGUCCCAUGGUGCACUGUACGAAUGGCACCAUCGACAACAUCGCCGCCAAUGAAGCGGAAUGCUACAAGCAGCUACGCACCGUCCUAAGCUUUCUGCCCAACUCCGGCCGCGAGGCGCCACCGGUCAUCAAAUCCGAGGACCCCGAAGACCGGGAAGACGAGGCCCUGCGCCGGAUCAUCCCUCGCCGUCAGACACGCAUGUACAAUCCCUGGACGAUCAUUACCAGUGUGGUGGAUCGCGGCUCCUGGUUCGAGAUCGGACCCCUCUGGGGCCGCACGGCGAUCGGAGGACUGGCGCGGCUGGGCGGGCAUCCGGUGGGGGUGAUCUCGCUGAAUUGCGAAGUCAACGGAGGCGCCUUAGAUGCAGCGGGGAGCCAGAAGCUGACGCGCUUGUUGAAGCUGUGCGAUGUGAUGAAUCUGCCGGUUCUGCAGUUCAUCGAUGUCCCCGGCUACGCAAUCGGCACGGUAGCCGAACGCACCGCCACGAUGCGCUGGGGUGUCGAACUAGGUAAAACCUACUUCACCACCACAACGCCGCUGUUUAACGUCAUCGUCCGGCGCGCCUACGGGGUAGCCGGGGGACUGAUGCUCGGGGCCCGGGACCCCGUCAUGCAGGUCGCAUGGCCGUCCGGACAGUGGGGCUCUCUACCUCUGGAGGGCGGCAUUGAGGUCGCGCAUCGCCAGGAGCUCCGCGAAGCCGAGCAGAGCGGCAACAAGGCGGCGCGGUAUCGCGAACUCGAAGAGGAAUACCGGCGGUUGAUGAACCCGGUGCGCACGGCCAAUGCGUUUGGAGUGGAGGAGAUCAUCGACCCCAAGGAUACGCGGAGGGUGUGUUGCGCGUGGGCGCGUCAUGUCUAUGCGGUGUUGAUGGCGGAGCGGCUGGCUGAGCGGGCGGCGGGGAGGAUCCGGCCGGUUUUUGCUUGA